Molecule: messenger RNA, 1211 nt
Organism: Rattus rattus (black rat)
Lineage: Eukaryota; Metazoa; Chordata; Mammalia; Rodentia; Muridae
Gene: Mif4gd
Product: MIF4G domain containing
Exons: 5
Coding region: 53-721 (222 amino acids)
Biological process (GO): regulation of translational initiation
Cellular component (GO): cytosol
Molecular function (GO): translation activator activity; protein binding; RNA binding
Source: RefSeq, a predicted model, not a curated record
GUGCUGUCACAUAAGUUUCAGGCCAGUGAAAAACUGCUGGGGCUAGACCGUCAUGGGCGAGGCCAGCAGAGAUGAGUAUAAAAUCCAGUCUUUCGAUGCAGAGACUCAGCAGCUGCUGAAGACUGCACUCAAAGAUCCAGGUGCUGUGGACCUGGAGAGAGUAGCCAACGUGAUUGUGGACCAUUCUCUGCAGGACUGCGUAUUCAGCAAGGAAGCAGGACGGAUGUGCUACGCCAUCAUUCAGGCAGAGAGUAAGCAAGCAGGCCAGAGCGUCUUCCGCCGUGGGCUCCUCAACCGGCUGCAGAAGGAGUACGAUGCCCGGGAGCAGCUUCGAGCAUGCUCCCUGCAGGGCUGGGUCUGCUAUGUCACCUUUAUCUGCAACAUCUUUGACUACCUGAGGGUGAACAACAUGCCCAUGAUGGCCCUGGUUAACCCUGUCUAUGACUGUCUCUUCCAGCUGGCCCAGCCUGAGAGUCUGAGCAGGGAAGAGGAGGUGGACUGCCUGGUGCUGCAGCUGCACCGGGUUGGGGAGCAGCUGGAGAAGAUGAAUGGGCAGCGCAUGGAUGAGCUCUUUAUCCUAAUCCGGGAUGGCUUCCUGCUCCCCAUAGACCUCAGCUCCCUGGCCCGGUUGCUGCUGCUGGAGAUCAUUGAGUUCCGGGCAGCUGGCUGGAAGACCACGCCUGCCGCUCAUAAGUAUUACUACAGUGAGGUGUCUGACUAAGCUAGGCUCCACGUGCGCCUAUGGCUGCACACGCCUUCUUGCGACCCUCCUUAAAAGCAGGCACCACAAUCCUUGCCUCAGUCCCUUCCAGACUUUUCUGACUGCUGUGGUUCUGCCCUCUUCCCUCACUCUAGAGCUGAAGAAACCAUAGAGACUUGGCUGGAGACUGUCCUGUCUUCCUCUGCCUUCAAGUCCUUUUAGUUUCCCACCACCUUCCACCUGGGGGUGGGGUGGAUCAACUAACAACCACUGAACUGUGUAACCACUGGUGCAACACAACCUUGGUGCCUCAGUUUUCCCAUCUGUAAAAUUGGCAAUUAUAGCCAUCGGUGGAAUGCUUUGGGAUAUUAAGGGCAAGUUACAGAGAACUGUUUUAUAUGUUUUAUAGACUUUUGUGGCAAUAAGCCUGUUUCCUCCAGUCCAUUUUCAUGAGUGACUGCCACACCAGGUUGGGGUGGGGGUUUUCUAAUAAAUAUUUUCUGAAACCAAA